AUGACUAUCGGCGCCAGAGAAGAAAUAUCAGCGGCGGAGGUCCCGCUGCUCAACGACGUCGUCCCGAGGUCCGUGGACUUCAGGGGGCGGCCCUCCGUCCGAUCGAAGUCCGGCUGCUGGAAAUCCGCCUCUUUCAUCAUAGGAGCUGGAGUGGCGGAGAGGCUCUCGUACUACGGAAUAAGCGUGAAUCUGGUGAACUACCUGACCGGAAAGCUGGGGCAGCCGACGGCCACGGCGGCGUCUGUACUGAACGCGUGGUAUGGAACGGCGUCGCUUUUGCCGAUUUUGGGCGCGUUUUUAGCAGACUCGUUCUCCGGGAGGUUUCGUAUGAUCAUCGCGUCCUGCGUGCUUUACGUCUCGGGACUCAGCUUCCUUUCCCUGUCGGCCGCACUACGUUCGGCCGACGCCUCUAAAUGCAAGCCCGCCGCAAAUUACACUGCCAGCUGUACACCUGACCAUCUCCAGCUCACAUUCUUCUUCUUCGCUCUCUACCUAGUCGCCAUAGCACAAGGCGGGCUCACGCCGUGCGUGCAGGCCUUCGGGGCCGACCAAUUUGACGAGGAUGACGAGGAUGAAUCCGAAUCCAAAAGCUCGUUCUUCAACUGGUGGUAUUGUUUCUCGUCGGGGGUUAUAGUCGUGCCCCUAUUUGGCCUCACAUACAUUCAGGACAACGUGAGUUGGGAGCUCGGGUUCGGUAUCCCGGCCGUUGUCAUGUGCCUUACCUUGGUUGUGUUCUUGGUCGGGUGCCCGACCUAUCGGUUUCGGGUCAACCCGGGCGGGAUGAACCCGUUCGUGAGGAUCACUCUGGUUUUCGUGAAGGCUGUCAGAAAUUGGCGCGCUCACCCCGGGCCCGAGUUGUGCGAAGAGGAAGGAGUUCUUCCACGUACCGGUUCUCAAUUCAGGUUUCUCGACAAAGCAUUGCUGACGCGAGACGGCUGGGCAGAGGAUGACAAGGUAUGCUCGGUUGGUGACGUUGAGGACGCGCGGUCGAUCCUCCGACUGAUCCCGAUAUGGUUUGCGUGCCUCGGGUACUCGAUCGUGUACGCCCAACCGGCGACCCUCUUUACGAAGCAGAUCGCGACGAUCGACCGGCGAGUCACCCCGUCGUUCGAGAUGCCGGCCGCCUCAAUCCAGCUCUGCUUCAUCACCGCGGUGGUGAUGGUCUGCCUCCCACUCUACGACCGGGCCCUCGUCCCCCUAGCCCGUAAAAUUACCAAAACACCCUCCGGCAUCCCGACCCUCGGCCGCAUCUCGUUCGGCCUCCUCCUCUCCCUCUCCUCCAUCGUGAUUGCGGCCCUCGUCGAGCGGCGCCGCCUCUCAACCGCCAGCCAGGCGGGCCUCCCUGCAGGGGCCGUGGUACCGAUGAGUGUGUGGUGGUUCGCGCCCCAAUACGUUUUGUCUGGGAUAGCCGACGUUUUCGCGAUGGUCGGCCUGCAGGAGUUCUUCUACGGGGAAGUGCCGGCCGAGCUCAAGAGCGUGGGGCUCUCCAUGUACCUGAGCAUACUCGGGAUCGGGAGCCUGCUUAGCAGCUUCCUCAUCUCGUCGAUACAGGUGGCGACAAGCCGUGGGGGCCGGCCCGGAUGGUUCGCGGACGAUCUGAACCGGGCCCACCUCGACUACUUCUACUGGCUGCUGGCGGGGAUGAGCGCGCUUGGGUUCGUCGCCUUCACAUGCUUCACCAAGUCGUAUAUGUAUAAAAGAACCAAGGUUCAUUCAUAA
Molecule: messenger RNA, 1719 nt
Organism: Striga hermonthica
Lineage: Eukaryota; Viridiplantae; Streptophyta; Magnoliopsida; Lamiales; Orobanchaceae
Source: the annotation of a GenBank genome assembly